This is a messenger RNA of Menidia menidia (Atlantic silverside), 2226 nucleotides long. Lineage: Eukaryota; Metazoa; Chordata; Actinopteri; Atheriniformes; Atherinopsidae. The record is from the annotation of a GenBank genome assembly.
CAGAAAGCCUCUUACACAGAGUAGCUCGUGGAAAAGCGUGGCCUGGCUCUGUGGAAAAGUCAACGUCCAAAAAUGGAUCUUAUCAGAGCUAAGAUAAGGAAGAUAGUUCCGAAAAAACCUCACCGCAGCGAUUUAUUGAUUGAGAAUAACAACAACGACAUAGAUGAUGAUGGUCACAUUGAUGAAAGUUCCAUGCAUCAAAACUCCUUCAACAUCGUAAAAGAACAGCUCUUGGGCCCAUGUAUUCACUCUGAUUUGUCCCAGAACUUCCCAAAGCAUCCUGAUGAUCUGGACAAGAACCUGCGGCAGCAUUUAUCUAUUUUGGAAAGCGCUGUUCUUGACUAUCUUAAGAUAUUUAAGUAUUCACCAUCGAGGGAGACAGACAGUUACCACCAAAAGAUAUUUGCUCACCUGCACGUCCUGCUUCAGGACAUCAAUUUGUUCAAAAAUGCUAUCAUUCUGAUCAACUGGGUCUUAAAAACCUACCUAAGCAAGGAGGAACUUGGUAAACCUGAUCCACAGCUCCUGGAUGAAUGGAAAAUAAAGGCAGAGCAUAAAGUGUGUCAAAGUGUGCAGGAAUGCCUCAGUGAAUCUCUCCUUAAAAUUCUCGAAGCUGAUAGAAACCAAAAAUGUAAUAAUGAGGAAACUUAUAUUGGACUUUGUAUUGACAUUGUUCAGUACAUUGAUGCGAUCCUGACGGAAGUCAAGAAAAUAAACUCAGGACUUUUAAUUCAAGUGCAGGAUAUUUGUUUCCAAGAGCUGCAUGUGUUUGUGAAGAAGUACACGGUAGAGCAGAAAGAGCUUCUGAAUACAAGGGUGCAGAAUGGAAAGGAGUCAGGGACUGAACUUGAAACAAUGGUGUUCCUCAAGACCAUGAAAACAUGUAAAGAAAUCAAAAAGUACAUUGCGAUCAAAGGAGCUGGUAUCCAGAUCCCCAUUCUCGAGGAAACCGUGACAAUUUUAGAAAACAUGGAAACUUUCACUUUAAAACUCCUGACGAAAACAAUGGCUGAUGAUGUAGAGAGACAACUUAAAGGUUACUUCACAAGGCGCAGCCAAUUCUUGAAGCUUGGUCACUUAAAUACCCAAUUCCCAAAGCUGUUGUUUGUUGUGGAAGAACAAAAGAUGGUGAUGGAUGAGGCAUAUAAGACCAUUUCUUAUGCCUACCUAAAGCAUCUCAUACAAUUCAGUCAUCGAAAACUGAGACGCUGGGAUCCUUCUUUUCCCUACAGAGUAGUUUCCGAUGCAGAUCAGCUUCACAGAACAUUCUCAGAUCUGGCUCCUGGUGUGCAUUCCUGGCAUUCCAUUCUGCGCAGCAUCCCAGAAAUCCUGGAGUGUAAAUGCAUUGAUGGGCUGAAGCUCACAAUGGCAAAGAUACUGAGCAAGAGAAUGAGUCAGAGAGAGGACCUGGAGCUCUUCCCCGCCUUGAUUAAGUGGAAGGGGCAUUCCAAAAGGGAGGUCCAAGAGGUGAUGGAAGCUCUACCGGGCAGUACCACCAGUUCCGGAUCGUCAUUUUUUUGUUUUGUCUGCUGUCGUUGAGCUACUGUGCAGGAUAAAACAGGUUGUCGAGACAUCCCAAACUUGUUAUGUCACUUUCUCCGUUACUAAUUAAACCUCGAGGCACACAGAUGAAAAGAUGAGACGGAAUUGCAGGGUGUUCGUAUGUCGAGUGUUGUAAUUAAGCAUGUGAAGACAUGUGCAUUUCAUUUGUAGAACAAGCAAAAGUAGCACUGAUAUGAAUUGCGAAAGUAGAAAAUAUGUUCCUUGCCAGCAAAGAUAAUUUUGUUUGCUAAUCUAUUUGACUUUUGGUGUCAGUGUUCAUGGUAGUUUGUUUCUGUGUUAGCCCUUUGAUAGACUGGCAACUUGUUCAUAGUGUAGCCUUUACAGCCUUUAUCCUAAUGGUAGAUGCAUAGGCUCUAUUCCUUUGCAAUCCUAAAGGGAUGGAUAAAUUAUUACUUACAUACAAAUAUGUAUAAGGUUUUAUUUAUAUAACAUUUAUUUAUUUGAUAAAACUCACAGAAAUUACACAAACACCAUGAAUGACUCAUUCCGUUAUUCUUCUUACCGUAUUGAACUUUUACAAAGAAAAAGGAAGAAAGAGAGCUGUUUUACAGCUCUUUUUUUUAAGUAUGUUAGUUUUGCCUAACUUGAAAUGUUUUUUUAAUGAAAUGUUUCUGGUGAAUUGUUGCUCAUUUGGGAAAUGGGACUCUACUGCCGAAUAAAUAA